AUGUCGUCGAGCGUGUUCCCGUGUGACCGUCUGUGGCCUUGUACACCUUGCAAGGACCGUGGAGAGGCCAAGCUCUGUGAACAAUAUGUCAAGGAACCAAGCGACAGGCCAACUGGUUACACCCAUGUUCUCGACACUAGCAUCCUCGCCAACCGCGUGGCACAGCUGGAGGCUGUUCUGUCACGUCUGCUCACCCGCGUAGACAACGCCGACGUCUACCACGACCUGCUGAACGAGUGGAAGGACCCCUUGCCUACCCUCAAGGCCACUGGGAGAGACUAUGGUGACCACCCUUCAAAGCGCGAACGCUCCAACACCAUUACAUCUGGCAUCAAGCAGAGCGACCAUGACAAUGACAACGACAACGACAGCGACGAUGGCAUGGACGUCGAGCGGGAAAGCCAACAUGCUGCCCCGUCCGUGUCUGCCUCGUCCGUCUUCCCCCAGUCGGCCAUCACACCAGCCCGCACCGUCAUGACCCCACAGCACAUGGGCAUGCCGAGCGUGUCGUUUCAGGCACCUACCAGCGUCGAGUCGAACAACCACCUCAGCGUAGGCUCGAGCAGCGCGCAUCUGCCCAUGGAGCUCGGCGGCUUCAUGGCCCCACCUACCAACGACGCGUGGAUGUUCACGAGGCAGGCCGUGCCCUCGGCAUACGACCAGUUCCCCCCUGGUCUCGGCGGUCCUGGUGGCAGCGGGACGGAGCCCGCGAGCAAGGCGCCCAGUGCCCACGAACACGACGCCGCUCUUGCGCUGGAGGGUAUGGCUCUCGGCAGAGAUAUCAAGAACGCUUCUGGUGGCAACCAGCCAGAGGAGACGCAGGAAGGUGACGAGCCUACGCCCGGAUCGCCCCUCACUUUCUCUUCAUUCAUCCACAACAAGCGCAGCAACAAGGACAGCGGCGCCGUCAAGUCGUUCCCUUCAGUCACCAAGCUCCCAUCCAUCAUCGUCGGCAAGUACGUCAUUACCCACUUUCUGGAGCACGUCGAUUUCCGCUGGCGCUGCCUGCAUCGCCCUACGUUUGAGGCUCAGUACAGCAAGCUGUCUUCUCGCCUGCGCUUGAAGUCAACCGACUUUUACCGCGACGAGCUGGCGACACUUGCACUUUACGCAUCGUGUCUCGCUGUCGGCAUCCAUUUCCUUGAUGACGAAGGCUACCGCGACCUGAGCAUGACCGAGGAGCAGGCCGACAGGCUCGCCCAGACCUGCUGGGAGGUGUCGUACGAAGCACUGGAGGCGUCAGACUGGAUGCAGGUGCACGACAUCCGCAGCUGUCAGACCAUCAUCAUUGCUGGCAUCUACCUCUCGAGUGUGCGCCGCGCCAACCAGCAUUGGACCCUCCUGGGCUCGGCCACCAAGGUUGCCAUGGCCCUUGGGCUGUGCAAUGUUCCCGACGAGGCCAAGAUCAUGUCCCGCGAGGUCAAGCGCGUUCCCCCACGCUGGCAGUCUACGAUCGACCGCGAGGUCGCCCGUCGUGUCUGGUACUGUCUUCUCGAGCUCGACUGGCUCUUCUCAAUGGAGUACGGGUUCCUGUACCUCAUCUCGCCCGAGAUCAACCAGACCACCGAGCCUGCCAACGUCAACGACGUGGACAUCAAGGACGACGUGCCGGUAGUGUCCCUUCCAAUGGACACGUACACGGACAUGUCAUAUUUCCUGCAGCGUCUCAGGCUGUUCUACCCGUUCAUGGCAGUGGUCCAAAAGGCGCGCAAGGCCGGACGCAUGCGGUACUCGUUUGUCACCGAGGCCAACGCCGAGAUCCAGAAUGCCAUUGCCAACAUGCCCUCGUUCUUCAAGAACCCGGACAAGAUCGACUACGUCGUCGACGCGACGCAGCUGUACAGGCUCAAGCGCGAGUGCAUCGCGCUCAGCGAGGGCUCCGACUUCCGCCUGAUGCGCCUGCAUCGCUACUACUUUUCAGCCGCGUGCACCAACCCGCGCUACCUGCUCUCCAAGCAGACAUGUCUCAACAGCGCGCGCCGCCUGCUCGAGAGCUCGACACCACACGGCCCCCAGGGAAAGCACUUUACCAACACGCACUACUGGGCCCACACGUACUGCCUGUUUGCGGCCACGGUCGUCACCAUCAUUUACCUCACCUAUGCGCUGCCGCAGGAACUCGACGACUGGAAGGCGUACGCCACGAGCGGUAUCGAGCAGCUGCGUAUGCUCUCCAACCGCCGCCGCACCGACCUGGGCGAGACGGCCGACACGCUCCAGAGCCUCAUGAACGUCCAGCUGUCGCGCAGGCCCGACGCCGGCGAGUCGGGCCUCAAGCGCAACAUCGAGGCCAUCGAGGGCGACGCGUGGGAGGGCUGGCUCCCGCCCGACCUCGUUGCGCUCGCGCGCCUCAACCCGGGCCUGAUGGGCGAGCAUCCGACGGCCGAGCACUCGGCACCGCUGCCAGAGGGACAGGACACGUUCUUCUUUGACAGCCUGUUGGACGACCUCCAGUUCAACAACGAGAGUCCCUUCAUUGUCAUGUAA
Messenger RNA from Apiotrichum porosum, 2487 nucleotides. RefSeq lists its product as uncharacterized. Gene Ontology annotation, biological process: DNA-templated transcription. The record is from RefSeq and is a predicted model, not a curated record. The transcript is spliced from 3 exons. Lineage: Eukaryota; Fungi; Basidiomycota; Tremellomycetes; Trichosporonales; Trichosporonaceae. Bases 1 to 2487 code for a protein of 828 amino acids. Gene Ontology annotation, molecular function: DNA binding; zinc ion binding.